This is a messenger RNA of Kockovaella imperatae, 4512 nucleotides long. RefSeq lists its product as hypothetical. Gene Ontology annotation, biological process: protein deubiquitination. Bases 1 to 4512 code for a protein of 1503 amino acids. The transcript has 11 exons. Gene Ontology annotation, molecular function: cysteine-type deubiquitinase activity; zinc ion binding. The record is from RefSeq and is a predicted model, not a curated record. NCBI's taxonomy places the organism in Eukaryota, Fungi, Basidiomycota, Tremellomycetes, Tremellales, Cuniculitremaceae.
AUGCCCAUCUCGCUGCCAGCUGGAGCAGUCUCAUCGGCGGUGGCCAUUCGACGGCGCGGCCGUCCAAAACGACAAUUCUUUACUGAAAGCACGUCCGAACCAGUUCUUCAAACCGACUCUGCCGAUGCAUCUGAUCUGGCGUCAGAUACCCAAAGCAUAGCUCCUCCACGUACUCGGCUCCCCACACCGAUCACGACUACAGUGUCUUCAACAAAUUCUCUGUCAGAGUCUGUGUCAUUGAAGAGCAAAUCAGAGGUGGCAUCCCGUUUAUGGCCACAGGGGGAAAGACCUGCUUUUGCUCUACGGCAUGCCAUCCUACGUGCAGCCCUACCCGUACAAUUGCCUUCUGAUGCCAUAGACAAGCUCGACUUUACCUCAUCAGCAUUUCCGAACAUUAUUUGGACAUCGCAAGCCCUUCGCAAAUCUGCUCGAAUGCGCCUCCAGCAGAGCACGAUGGUCCAUUCGCAUAUUGAGGUGCUUUCGCUCCCUCGAUACUUUGACAGUCUGAUGCAUGACUACAGUAUCGUGGUUCACACAGUCCAUAAGGAUAUCGAAAUAGAGUGGAUCGAUCCACCUGGACUAAAACCAACGGAUAUUCGAGCUCGACGAAUGGCCUUGAGACUUACCUCUGGAAGUAGUCUGAAAGGCCCACUCGAUAUUGUCUGGCGAUCAAAAUACAAGUGCAGGGGCUCCUGCAGACUUCAUCCCAGAAAAUCGGCACAUCAAGAAGACAAUGAAGGAGAACUGGAAAGGUGGUCUAAUGCUGUUCGAAACCGUCGGAAAGUGCCCGCUAUUUGUUCGACCGAGGCGGACAAGAGUAGUAGCUCAGACGACUCUUCUGGUGACGCUGAGGAUGAGUCUGUCACAAAUUCCGGACGUCUGCGGUCGCCCUGCCAGAUAUUCCUAUAUGUUGAAAUGACCGUCGGACAGAUCCUUCAGAAGGAAUGUACGGUAUGGACAGCUGCAGAUGUAGAUCUCCCCAAUCCUGUUACACCAACUGUCCUCAGCGUUUCGCCCAUGAUUCGACAUCAACUCCAUAAUAUUGCCUCCACUUUCGCCAUAACCGCUUCUACAAUGCAGAUUUGGCUACAAAUGUGGGAGUCGACCGAUCCCCAUGCUCGAUAUGUGGUUGAAAACCUGCCCCAUCGAAGAGCCACCCGCCGUACAAUUCAGCAGGCUCUGAAGACUGCUCAAGAUCGACUUCAUCUUGAUAAGGAUCCUCUGGUGGCCAUCCAAAUAAUGGCCGAGUCCAGUCCAAGCUCGUUUCUACAGUGUCGCUAUCCAGAUUUGAGGGGCGACGACCCAACCGCAUCAGAAAUUGAGAAGUCGGACAGGUUCGAAUGCGUUGUCGCACCGCCUCAUGCGCUAGACAUGGCCAUACUACACAGUCUAGAGGGCGGUUUGGGUCUGGAUUCCAGCUUCAGACACAAGAACGACGAUCGCUGCCCCCUCACUCUGUUAGUGGUGGUAAAUGAAGCACACCAUAUGGAGCCAGUGGCAGCCAUGGUGUCAAACUAUCAUGAUCACGAGGCUUAUCGAUGGCUGCUACAUGGCUUCCGCAAGGCAAUCGAAGCCCGAGCCAAGCUCCUCCUGAAGGGCAAAGUAACGACAACCAUACCAGAUGAGGAAGGACCGCGGGCCACCCUCCUACGCAAUUGCCGAAUCAUCGUUGAGGACGGGUACACCCCUAUUUCUAUCAUGAUAGAUGGAGAUGACGCUGAACGAAAGGCUAUUCGACAAGAAUGGCCCUUUGUUGCGAUAAGGAUGUGCCAGUUUCAUUUUAUUCAAGCCGUUCGAGGACGGCUUCAGAGGAUUUUUGGCAGAAGGGAGAGAGGUGACUGGAUCUCAGAACAGAUUCUCGAUGCCAUUCGAAGGGCUCAAAGAUGUGACGAUCGGACCAAAUGGCCCGAGUAUUAUGAGGCUUUAAAGCAGGAAGUCCUUCAACUAUGUGGACACGAUUUGGAGGCUUGGAAUCAUCUUCAUCAGUAUUUCCACCGAGAGUGGUUUUCUGAGAGGUGGCUUAUGUCUGUUAUCGACAUGGGACUUCCUCCUUUCAUAGACAACAGGGACGGGCCUUGGUCGACGAACAAUUUUGUAGAGGCAGCCUUCCGCGUCUUUGAUAAAGUCUUCCUGGCUUGUCGAAUCAACAGGCGGCUCGACCGUCUGCUCCAUAUACUUGUUUUUAUCUACUUCCCGUAUUACGAGAAGGGAGAUCGAGGCGAUCCUAGGAUCAACAGAGAUCUAGCUAAGCGGCUACGAACAGCAAUGGACAUCUGGGAGGAUGACGGUAUCAAGGAAGUUCCACUUUCAUCGUUACCGACAGUCAUUCGAAUGCGAUACGAAUCACCGCUUUACUUGGUUCGAGAAUCUUCAGCAGCCGACGAUGUCUUUGUCACUGGUCGCCAAUACUACGUUGGGCAUGCCAGAAACGGAAGAAGGCCAGUCUGCGAGUGUGAAGCUUUCGAGUAUACUGGCAAGAGCUGCGCCCAUCUCCUGGCAUUGAAGAUUGUCAACAGGUGCGGCACGGUCACCGAUCACUUUCGCGACGCAGAGGCAAUUGCCUCACGGCUCCCAGAUCCUCCCACGAACGAGGAAACGUCCGAACUCAAUGAACGACGCGAUUUCCAGGCGUAUUGGGGUAGUCCUGUAGAUGCGUUGGUUGGUGAUGAGGGCAUGGACCUCAUGCCUUCCAAGCAAGGAGGUCAGGUCAUCGGGUCUCAAACAAUGGGACGCCCCGCGAAGCAACAGUCACUGCAUCCUUCCCGGCGCAAGCUCGGCAAGAAAACGUUAUUACGAAAACAAGAACUGGAUCGAAUCGGAGAUAUGCAGCCGAUGGGAGUCGUUCGAAUAGGAAACCAAUGCUAUGCGCUCAGCCUGUUCCAGGUCCUGAGUAACAUCCGUGUGUGGCUGGAAAGCACAGUUGAGGCUUGGCGCGAAGCAGGAACGGCGCUUUCGUCAUCGCAGGAGCAAUAUCGUCAAUUUGUAGGCGUUAUUAAUAGGAAGUUGGACGGCAGUGCGUCUAAUCAAACUCUUCCCAACCUGACCGCCGCUUUGGCAGAGGAACUGGAGCUCACAGCACCGCAAGGGUAUAUCCGACCUCAGGACGCCGAGCAAGAUCCAACGGAAAUUUUUCUAAAGCUCAUUGCUGUAUGGGACCGCUUCGAUAACAGCACCAAAUAUUCAGACCUGUUCAAAACCACCGUGUUAUCAUUCGACAGAUGCGACGCGUGCUUUGGUCUUCGGCUCGAAUGUCGUGAAACUCAGCACUAUUCUCUCAUGAUUUCGUCCGGAAAGUUUUUCGAACCUCAGAACGCUCAAUCAAAGGUUGUGGUAGAUCACCUGCUGAGCGAUCUGAAGAUUGAACACAAGCGAACCAUGCAGUGUCAAACACCCACAUGUGGCAUCAUCGGUCCUCACGAAGAGGUUUCGCGGCUGGGAAGCACCAGUCAGCUACUAACGGUCCAGCUUCGAUGGUCUCACAGCGACAUGGAACACGCAGGAGCAGCUGCGCCAUUCCACGUAGCUUCAACCAGGAUACCUUCUUUCAUGGAGCUCACAGAGCGAGGUAUGGACAAUGCUACACAGAUCUCGAUGUGGAGGAUCAAGGGGAUAAUCUGUCGAAUUGGUCCGCAGGCCGACACCGGCCAUUACGUAGCAUUGGUGCCCAAAGCCGAUCGCUGGUGGCUCAUUGACGAUCAUCGGGUUCGCCUAGCGUCAUCUCCCGUUGAUGCAUGGCGUGAGGGCAGGUAUCCAUUGAUGCUUAUAUUUGAAAGGAUAGAGAUUCGAAAAGCACAGUCGACUGGUUUCAAUUUGGCGCAGACUGACACGAUCCGAACAGAGCUAUCAAGAGCACAUCAACCGAAACAACUGCGCUCCUUGGUGACCGUAUCAGACCACAAUCAAGUCAUUCUCAGGGAUAACCCAUCCAUGGAACCGUAUCUGAUGCGAUUACGGGCCUUGAAUCUCCAGACCUCUCGAAUAGCUCCGAUGGUGCCGGUCUGCUCCUCUCAGCUCGCGGAGAAAAUUCGUUCUCUUUGCGCUCCAUUACAUACCUUCCUGCAUGCUCACAAUCGCGCGAAAUCGGCUGCAUUUGCCAAAAUUGAUCAAGAUUUGGGGUGGCGAACAGAGGAGGAGCUUGAGUCGUUCUUCUUCGGAACGACCUUGUGGUCAGCACCUUUCAUCAACUUCCUCUGUAAUUUGCGAGCGCGGGCGUCGACAACCAGACUUGCAAAUGGAGCAGUCUUUGUGCCAGAGCUUUUCUCCUUCGUCGCACGCAAAGGAGGAAUCCAGCUCAAUUGGCAGCGUCAUCAACCUUUUCCCUCUUUGGGAAAAGAUUCACGCUGGAGAGACAAGCUCUUGGUCAGUGUUGUCGGUGUCAUCACAAAGGCUUGGCCGCAUUUACUCGAUUCUCGUCUCGAAUGGGAGGCGGGGUCAGGGCUUGUGGAACCAGAAUUCAACACUGGAUGGCUUUAUGGAACGAACACCGCGGUCGGUCAAAGCGGUGGAGAUUAG